CGUUGAAGUUGCUUAUUGUAAGCGGUGUUUGUUUGACAGGUAAGUGGCUAGUUUCAGUAAAAUUAAAAAUUUUCUAUUACCUAGGUUUGGCAGUUUUGGUACAUUUCAAAUUCAUGUUGGCAUUAGCACCACAGAAGAAAAAAUUUACUUGGAAGGAAAGGUGGUUACUUUCAAGGAGAAUCAUGAAACUAGAGCAUGAUUUACCAUGAACCAUUUGGGAACCAACUUGUUAGCUGCCUUAUAGCUAUCAUCCUUCUGAUGAAAUAACAGCAUUACAGCUGUUAGUUACGUCAAGACAUUAAUCUCAAGAUGCAAGUACUGAGCUUUAACGGAUUUCAAUUUACAGAAGCAAGACAUCCAAUUCUGUUGUUGAGGAGAAAACCAACUACACACCCAGCUAUGAAUGGACACAUAUGUGUAGCAAACCGAAAUCGGUACCAUCGCUGAGCAGUGCCCAAGAAAAUGUCCAGGAGCACGUAACACUAUUCCUUAUUAUUGAUUUCCAUGAUAUCAAUAUUGGAUAUGGAUCACGGGAUCUCAUGUUGAAGGCGAGGGGGAGGAGAACACCCAAUCCGUUAGAAAGCUGAAAAAAGAAAUGACCGUCGAAGAAAGGCACUUAAUCCGUGCCCAAAAGCUACAACUCAUCGAAUCGGACUUUUAUAAGCAUGCCAGCAUUAAUGAAACGGCGCGGACGCUAGAUCUUGAUCUCGAUGUCGUUGUUGAUCAAAUUUUCAACUUUUGGGUUCUUAAACGAAAGUCCAACCGAGACAGACCAUUGCUACCGCCCAAAACCACUGAAACGGAAAGAUUAAGUCAGCAACAACAGCAAGAUAUGGAACGUAUGAAAUUGUUUGUACAGCUACGACAAGACCUAGAGAGGGUUCGAAAUUUGUGUUACAUGGUCAGCCGAAGAGAGAAAUUAUCACGAUCGUAUUUUCGAUUGCGAGAACAAACCUUCCACAAGCAACAGCGAUUUUGUCUCUGUCUGAUCUACAAAAAACUAUCACCCCAGCAGAACUGACGCCAAUCAUGGCUCCAAUGUCUAUGACCUUGUAUAUUUACGUGGGGAAACGAUCCAAAAAGAAGGCUUUGAACAAGUCAUUCAACUCAUAGCAGGCGUACAGUCGAACAUCCC
Molecule: messenger RNA, 1135 nt
Organism: Daphnia carinata
Lineage: Eukaryota; Metazoa; Arthropoda; Branchiopoda; Diplostraca; Daphniidae
Product: protein Jade-1-like
Exons: 7
Coding region: 596-1021 (141 amino acids)
Biological process (GO): regulation of transcription by RNA polymerase II
Source: RefSeq, a predicted model, not a curated record